Molecule: messenger RNA, 6914 nt
Organism: Nannospalax galili (Upper Galilee mountains blind mole rat)
Lineage: Eukaryota; Metazoa; Chordata; Mammalia; Rodentia; Spalacidae
Gene: Plekhm1
Product: pleckstrin homology and RUN domain containing M1
Exons: 12
Coding region: 1085-4258 (1057 amino acids)
Source: RefSeq, a predicted model, not a curated record
CUGUAACUCUGCUGUAGCCCACACUUAGGCCCCAGGCUUCCUUUUGGUAGAAGUCUGCAAGGGUAGAGCAUGCCUCCUGCCCAGUCCUUUACUGGCUGCUUUUGACGUUCUGGGCCCAUUUUAAAGAGAGGUGUCACUUUCUUUCUUUUCCUUCCUUCCUCCCUUCUUUCUUUUCUGGUUUUUUUUGGGGGGGGGUUCUUUUUCAAUGGAAAGAAAGCAAUUAUAUGGCCAGAAGAUGAAGAGCAGAUCCCUGAACUUCAUGGCUCAGGGGGCUGCUGACCUAGAGCAAACCGGUCCACGAGAGCCUCAGGGCAACCACGUUGUACAAGGCGCGUUCAAAACUGCGGGUUGACUGGCUAGGAAAAGCACUCACCUAGGCUGCUACUGGUGCCUGAGACCUGCCCACUGCUGUGCUAAUGCCUUUAGGGAUGCACAGAGAGGGUAGGAACCGUUAAGUGGGCACCUUCGGCUUAAGGAGGAGAAAUAACCCCAAAGUCCUACAGUUGGUGGCAAGGCCCAGCAUGGAUCUGGUCUGACCCGGAUCUGCGGCAGGCAGGCGGCAUCGACGCGUUUCAAGGUGGCUGAGCCUUUCAGCGCAGCCUGCCACCCUGGGACCCCAGGACCGAGGACCUGCUCUGGGGACCCGGCAAACCGUUGCAGGCGAAGGACGGCCCCGCCCCUCGGCUCCUCCAGGCCCCAGGAUUGGCUCCACGGGGAUCAGGGACCCGGCGCGAGCGCCGAACCAGUGUGAUGGCGUCAGACGCUCCGCGCCGCUUCCUGUUGUCAGUGGCGGGGAGGCUGCGGGGUCUGCCGGCCACCGAGGGGUGUUCUCCCCGGGAGCGCACCGCCGGCUCUCCCGUUCCGGUUGGUGUGUCGGGAGGAGGGAAACGCGGGCGGAGGGGCGCGAACCAGUGGUGGGUCCCCGGCCUUGCCGCCACCCGGGACUCCACCCUUCCCAACCCUGGCCGGCAGCGAUGGCCGCUCCCUUCGUCCCCACCUAACUGACCGCAGCCCUCGGUGCUGUCCUGGAACCACCGACCUUGUUGUCAUGUGAGUCUCCUUGGGAGCUACUGCCUGAGUGGAAAUGCUCUCAGUGGUGGAGAAUGGACUGGACCCUCGGGCUGCCAUCCAGGUCAUCAAGAAGAAGCUGGUGGGGUCUGUGAAGGCUCUGCAGAAGCAGUAUGUGUCCCUGGAUACGGUGGUUACCAGUGAAGAUGGAGAUGCCAACACCAUGUGCAGUGCCCUGGAGGCCGUGUUUAUCCAUGGUCUACAUGCCAAGCACAUCCGCGCUGAGGCCGGAGGAAAAAGGAAGAAACAUACUCACCAGAAGCCUCUGCCUCAGCCUGUCUUCUGGUCUCUCCUGAAAGCUGUCACCCACAAACAUAUCAUCUCAGAAUUGGAGCAUCUUGUCUUUGUCAACACAGAUGUGGGCCGCUGCCGGGCCUGGUUGCGACUGGCCCUCAACGAUGGUCUGAUGGAGUGCUACCUGAAACUGCUCCUGCAGGAGCAGGCCCGACUGUGCGAGUACUAUCAGCCCACAGCCCUGCUGCGAGAUGCUGAGGAGGGCGAGUUCCUCCUUAGCUUCCUUCAGGGACUGACAUCCUUAUCUUUUGAACUCUCUUACAAGUCUGCCAUCUUAAAUGAAUGGACACUCACCCCACUGUCUCUUUCUGGGCUUUGCCCCCUAUCUGAGAUUGACCCACUCACUACCUCUGGUGCAGAACUACAGCGGAAGGAGUCUCUGGAUUCAAUUUCCCAUUCCUCAGGCUCUGAGGACAUCAAAGUCCAACACUCGGGCCAUAAGAUCCACAGGAACAGGAAGCUCACUGCCUCUUCCCUCAGCCUGGACACGGCCAGUUCAUCUCAGCUAUCCUGUAGUCUAAACUCUGAUAGCUGCCUGCUCCAGGAAGAUGGCUCUAAGAGUCCAGACCAUUCUGAGGAACCCACGUCCUAUGACUCAGACUUGGGUACAGCAAAUGCUGAUGACUCGGAUCAGUCUCUGCAAGAGGUGUUGUCGGAAUUCAGCAAAGCCCAGGUAAACUCUGUGCCAAGCAGUGGACCAAGCCAAGAGACAAAGAUCCCCAAACUCCAGACUUCUCUCUCCCUCCACAGCCUUGCUACCAGCACAGGCCUGCACUUUGAGGGACCUGCAGGUCUCCUUCCUGCCCAAGCAUCCUCUGGGACCCCAGGUGGUGGCCACAAGCAGCAGCUACUUCCCCAGGAACCUGAAAUCCCACCCGAGCAGCAGCUGGGCACUGCCCAAGCUGUCCCUGCAGGGAACACUUCAGACCAGCAGCCUUCUAGUCCUGUGGGCAGCACAGCUGGCCAAGGGAGUGGCCAGCAGAAGGUCCUGGAGCAUGGUGGAGUCAGACCGAAGCUUGUGGCUUCUUCUCCCACCAGUCUGGAAAGCAAGAGCUGGAUUUCUGAAGAUGACUUCUACAGACCUCCCCAGGAGUGUGCGUCUGAGAGUGCUUCAGACCUCUCCAUACUUCCUUCACUAGAGACUCUGGAAUCGAGGUCCACUCUCCACAGGCAUUUUUCUCAAGGACCAAGAAAGAGCUCUUCUCUAGGGGCAUUAGACAAAGCAUGUGUGCCUUCCCCAGCCGGUGCAGCCCCAGCAGUGCAGGAGCAGAAGAACUUCUGCGUGGUGUACAGGAGGCAGAUGGGCCUAUCUAACCCAUUCCGGGGCCUCAUGAAGCUGGGCACAGUGUCCCGGAGGGGGGCCAUGGGCAUCUGGAAGGAGCUCUUUUGUGAGCUGUCCCCACUGGACCUCUGCCUCUACCUGAGCGAUGAGGAGCGUACGUGUGUGGAAAGCUGCUCCCUGCUACGAUGUGAGGCUGUUGGGCCAGCUCACAGUGACGGGCGCUUUGAGCUGGUCUUCUCUGGCAAGAAGCUGGCCCUGCGUGCUUCUUCCCAGGAUGAGGCCGAGGACUGGCUUGACCGAGUGCGGGAGGCCCUGCAGAAGGUCCGGCCUCAACAGGAGGAUGAGUGGGUGAACAUCGAAUACCCCGACCAGCCUGAGGAUGCCCCAGAGGCUCCACCAAACAGCAUCUCUUAUGCAGCCCUGGUCCCAGAACCUGCUGACCCCCAGGGCAUGCAGUUGAAUUGGACAUCUGCCCAGGUUCCAGAGCCAGAUGCUAUCAAAGAGUCUCUUUUGUACCUAUAUGCAGAUCGGACCUGGGUCCCCUAUAUUUUUUCCCUGUCCUUGGAGUCUUUGAAAUGUUUUCGAGUAAGAAACAAUGAGAAAAUGCUAAGCGAUAGCCAUGGAGUGGAGACCAUCCGAGACAUCCUGCCAGAUGCAAGCCUUGGGGGCCCAGCCUUCUUCAAAAUCAUCACAGCCAAGGCCAUCCUGAAACUGCAGGCCAGGAACACUGAGGAAGCUGCCCUGUGGAGGGACCUGGUUCGCAAAGUCCUGGCAUCUUACUUGGAGUCGGCUGAGGAGGCUGUAACACUUGGGGGGAGUCUGGAUGAAAACUGUCAGGAGGUGCUGAAGUUUGCCACCAGGGAGAAUGGUUUCCUACUGCAGUACCUCGUGGCCAUCCCCACCGAGAAGGGCCUUGACUCCCAGGGCUGUUUCUGUGCAGGCUGCUCCCGGCAGAUUGGCUUCUCCUUUGUACGACCCAAGCUCUGUGCCUUCUCUGGCCUCUAUUACUGUGACUUUUGCCACCAAGACGAUGCCUCAGUGAUUCCAGCCAGGAUUAUCCACAACUGGGACCUCACCAAACGCCCGGUGUGUCGACAGGCCCUGAAGUUCCUGGCACAGAUUCGGGCCCAGCCUCUUAUCAACCUGCAGCUGGUGAACGCCUCUCUGUAUGAGCAUGUGGAGCGCAUGCACCUCAUCAGCAGGAGCCGGGAACAGCUAAAGCUUCUGGGGGACUACCUGGGCCUGUGCCGUAGUGGUGCCCUGAAGGAGAUGAGCAAGAGGCUGAGCCACAGGAAUUAUCUCUUGGAGUCUCCCCACAAAUUCAGUGUCGCUGACCUCCAGCAGAUUGCAGAGGGAGUAUAUGAAGGCUUCCUUAAGGCCCUGAUUGAUUUUGCCUCCCAGCAUGUCUACCACUGCGACCUGUGCACCCAGCGAGGCUUCAUCUGCCAGAUCUGCCAUCAUCACGACAUUAUCUUCCCUUUUGAGUUUGACACCACAGUCAGGUGUGCCGAAUGCAAAACUGUCUUCCACCAGAGCUGCCAGUCAUUGGUGAGGAAGAGCUGUCCCCGUUGUGCCCGUUGGCGCAAGUACCAGGAACAGAACAUUCUUAGCUAACCCUGAUGUUCUGACCCACCAAGGCCAGAGGAGCUGCAACUCAGCCAUCCAGCUGGGUCUGCCAUUAGUCUGGGCUCCUCUGUGUUACUGUCAGGAAGAUUCAAAUGUGCACAGAUCGCUAGCGUCCAGAGAAGGCCAAGGAAAUCCUAUUGAUGUCCCAUGCUUCCUCACUACCCUUCUGUUCCAGAAAGUGGAGACCUACCAGAUGCCCCUGCCCAGGGCUCUUCACCAGGCCUGGCUCACCUAGCUCUCAUGGCACCUCCAUUAGGGCUGUUCAUACACUGUGGAAACAAGACUUAGAAAGCAUUUUCAACUCUACAUUCCUGAUUAAAAGGUCUAGUUUUUUAAGGUGGGUUUCCCCCUUCAUAUUUAAACAGAAAAUAUUUUUUUAUUCUCGACCCUCCCAAGUCCCCCAAGAAACCCGCCUCUCCUAUCUGGAGCAGAUGAGCAAGAGCUACCGAAGCAGGCAGGCAUGAGGCUGGGUGGGCAGGCCACUGUGGGACAAGGCCUGUCUGUGAACUGGAUGCCUUUCCUUCACCCUUUCUGUCACAUACUGCCAACAAUGCAAGUGGCAUGUGCCAAACCGUCCGUCAUACAGGGCUGGUCAGUUCCUAUGACCACCUUCCUCUUCACCUGAAUUACUCAGUGUUAGAGCCUCUGUCUUCUCUCUGGCCUGGGAUCACAGCACUGCAGGAGCAGGGGAAUUCCCCCACACCAGCACUGUCAGCACUUUGAACUUUCCUUGGUUCAGGAAGGUCAUGAUCUUGCCCAUCCUCAUCCCUCCACCCUCCUUAGUCCUGCCUGGAAGCAGGACUAGCCCCUGUCAGGGUAGAGUAGGUUGGACAACAGAGAGGCCCCAAGCUCCACCUGUAAAGAAGAGACCCAUCAUCGUUUAACUGCAGAGAUACACAAGGACAUGCCCAGCUGCUGCCCCAUGGAAGUCUCAUCAGCCUCAGUCUUACAAAGCCAUGAGUUCACAAAGCUGCUUCAGUUUUGGCCUUGUCUGUCAGGACACUACAAAGCCCAAAGAACUUCCUGGGAGCAGGGUGCCUUUGAAGAGGCCCUUGAGGUUGAUGGCAGUAGCCUGGAAUUGUUCUCAAGGUGUUCAGAACCUUGAGGCUUUGCAAGGGGUGGGGGUGGGGGGUAGGGAUAAUCAAUGCUAUCUUCUCUUCUGGACCCACCCAGCAGCCCCUCUGGCCAUCCCCAAGCACUUUGAGUCGGAGAUCUCUGGUGGAAAGGAGGGCCUCCCAGGAAAUGAGCCUUCAUGCCAAGAGAAGCAGCUUCCUCACCCUCCCUGAGGUGAAUGGACUGAGUCAUCUGCCCAGCACCCUGGAGCUGGAAGGAUUGUGCAAUAGAAAAGAGGAGGUGUUAGGCAGGUGGCAGAGACUGCCACACAGUUCCUCUGUCCCCAUCAUGGAAGAUGGCGCUCACCAGUGACUAGAACACCCAAAGCCUCCAGAACCAGGAUUCAUAUCCCCAUCCCACAUCCAGCAUUAACACUCCCCCAAACCCACAGCCUGAUUAGAGCCUUCUUGCCCUGGGUCCUCAGGUGGGCAGGAGUCUUCCCAGCACCUGGAUUAUGAGCAUUAGAGCCCGUCCUUGCCCCUUUACUAAGCAAGCUUCUAAUGCACUCAGAUGAGUUCCUUUACCCCACGCUGCCAGAAGAGAGCUUACAUGAACCUCAGCAGUGCCCACACUAUUUUUAAAAUGUUCUUUUAUGCAAUAAACUGUUUCUGGUAAGUGGGGCCCUAGCCCUGAGAAGUGCUUGGCAAUGUAUUGAAGGAAUUGCUGCUAUGUGAUAUUUGAAUGAUUUUGCAGUAAAAAGCUGGUCUUUCUAAUCACAGUCUGGCUUCUGAAUCUUAAUCUUGCCACUGCUGGGGAGACGACCAGUCAUCCGAUCCAUUCGGCAGCCCCUUGCUCCUCUUUAAUCCUAGGCACAGGGGAUCUUGGGUCCCUGGCACACAAGUGUGCCAGGAGGAACAGGGAGAAGAGGAUGACAGUAUUCAACUUGGCAGGGAGGGAGGGGGACAGAUUUACAUACACUCUAACAACUUAAGCUGACUCUUAUAUGCCUUCCCUCUAACACUGGCCUGUAAAGGCUCAGAAAUCUAAGUGGAGAGGGGGCUCAGGGACGACAGGUGAAAUGAGUAGACCCUGACUCCACGACUAGUGGAUUUAAAACUCAAGUGACCUCUCUAGCUGCUGGCCUUCCUCAGAAGUUCCAGAAGCCCCCCACUGCUCAUGUAAGAACAAAAGAAGGAAACAGACAAAUUCCUAGGGAAACCAGGUUGCAGAAAAAUGGUACAGAAAGACAACAUACAGGCUGCAAUUUCCUGUCCUUGAAGACUCAGGCAGUGAGUGGAGUGCCCCUUGCCCAUUAUGAGCCGGAUUUUUUAAGGACUUCCCUCCUCCAGGGGCCUAGGCCCAAAGAAAGGAAAGAGGAACUGGAUUUGGGGGUUGGAGGUUGGCCUGAGACAUGAGCUGGUGCUGCCCUGUCUUUGGCUCAGCCUUUCCACCCACAGUACAAUGCUUCGGAGGGCAUGUUUCCCCUUCCUCCCCUCUGCCUAGAGGGGCAUGGGAAAGUCGGAGAUCCCAUCCUGAGAGCUCAUGCCAUAAUAAGCAAUAAUAAGUAAUAAAGUGUGCAUUUAACACCAUU